Molecule: messenger RNA, 2139 nt
Organism: Lachnellula hyalina
Lineage: Eukaryota; Fungi; Ascomycota; Leotiomycetes; Helotiales; Lachnaceae
Gene: SPAC167.05
Exons: 3
Coding region: 1-2139 (712 amino acids)
Source: RefSeq, a predicted model, not a curated record
AUGGCGAAAAAUAUGUCAUUGGAGUCUGUGUUGGACGAGGAGCGCAAAGAUGUUCUAGCACUAUUGGAAGGGAAAUCAGGCCUGCACACUAAAAAACCUGCCAGUUCGGCAGGGUCAGGAAGAGCCCCGUCGCCCUAUAACCCACGAUCGCCUGUACGGAGCAUGCUAGACAUUGCUGAAGAUCCAGCAGUGUCCAAGCAUUCACCACUGGGAAGCUCCAAAAGCAGACCUGCCCGUGUCCCAGUCCGAAGCAUGCUGGACAUCAGCAGUCCACCACCAACACCAGCUGUUACAACGGUGAGCGCCUCAACGUCACCCACACAGUUGACCCAUCAAUCCCACCACGCGAACACCCAGCAUCGACAGCAUAGGAGCUCAUCUGAUGCUGCAUCACACCCAGCAGAGUUUGGUCCCCGGACUAACGUCUUGGGACCUGCAAAGCCGGGCCCUAGUGCGGCCUAUCAAUUCUCUGGGUAUCUGCCAAGCAAUCCCGGCGGGCCGGUCGCACCGAAGCGAAAUACACAAGCUGGAAAGAAGGCGUCAAUUCCCAAUGCAAUGGCAGAGGUUGUCAGAGGGGGGGAAAUCACUGGUGGAUUUGGUGCACGCGACAGUGGCCGCAAUCAUUCGAUUGCUAGUACAGGCAUCGGCACAUCAAAAUCUAGAUCCCCCCAUAACCGAGUUGGAGGGCGCUCCAGUUCACCACACUUAAGCCCGGAGCUUUCGAAAUUGAAGCUAGAUGAUGGGAGGACCUUUGAUAUGAACAGUGCGUACAGACGGCUGUCAGAUGCUAAUUUAGCUUUAUCUGGUGGCAGGCUAUCUUCAUUAAGUGGGAAAGGUCGCAGACGGACGAACAGUGGAGAUGCUAUUGAUCCGCUCAACGGUGGUAGGCUGGAGAAGGAUUAUACCGGGGAUGAUGCUCUCGCUGAUAGCAGCGACGAGGACGAACAUAGCUCAGACGAAGAGCGCACUCGGGGAAGGAAGAAGACCGUGAAGCGUCAAAAUGGUGAAAGUUCAGAAGAUCACCCUGAGGCCAAGACCCUGGGGAUGGGUCGCGCAAAGGGGCCGAGGACAGCUCUGAGUUUGAUGGCGGCCGCUGAAGAAGAGCGCCAGCAGAUUGCGGCCCAAGAAAAGUACAAAGUUCGGUCACUCUUCGAACCUCAAAUCACGGUCACAGGACCCUCAGGGACCAAGCUGAAGUCAAGCAAGUCAGGCGUUCAUCCCAACACCAGCUUCGAUGAACCCUCCGGCUUGAACACUCCUGUAGAUUCAGACGUCGAAGCAGAUCUAACUGACAUCAAACAAGCACAAAAACUCGCCAUCAAUAUGACACAUAUUGUCUCUACUCCUGUAACUAGUCGUUGCGUCCGUACGAUCUACCGUGGUGAUUUUGGAAAGAUGCAGAGAGAAGCUCAGGACAAUCAACGACGAAUUAGAAAGUACUUGUGUGCUACCGAUCUCAGCGAUGAGGCGGCUCACGCAAUGGAAUGGACCAUCGGGACAGUACUCAGAGAUGGAGACACAUUACUCGCAGUCUACUGCGUUGACGAAGAGAUUGGGAUUGGCGAGGGGACUAUUGGAGAUGAUACACUUAUGAAAGAGCAAGCAAUAGCCGUGGCCGCAUCGACAAAACCUUCAGGCUCGACACCUGUGAUGCCUCCAGUUGCUCACCCUAGUCCCCUGGGAUCAAAUUUCAGACUUGAUUCCACCAGUACAAAUACUAGCGCGAGUCCGAUGGGAAGAGAAAGGGGCAAAGCGGAGGCCGAACGGUAUCGGGCUGUACAGGACAUCACGGAUCGAGUCUCGAAGCUGCUGAGGAAAACGCAAUUGCAGGUGAAGGUGGUGAUUGAAGUUAUCCAUUGCAAGAGUCCCGGCCAUUUGAUUACGGAAAUCAUCGAUUACAUCACACCUACACUUGUGAUUCUGGGGAGUCGCGGUAGGAACGCUCUCAAAGGUGUCAUCCUUGGCUCCUUCUCCAAUUACCUCGUUACGAAAUCCUCGGUCCCGGUCAUGGUAGCUCGGAAGAAGCUUAGAAAGCACGCGAAGAGCAAAUACAAGCCGCCCUCCAACAUGCGCCUUGCCAACAAUCUCAGUAGUCCAAACACUCAAGUGAGGACUCUAGAUAGGGCCAGAAUUGACUGA